GCACCCCUGCCUCAGCGGGUCCACCCGCGCCUGGCCAGCAGGCCCUGCCCACCCAGCCAGAUCAGGGUGGAGACGGAGGGGGUCCAGGGAGCCACAGGACGGGUGAGCAAGGUCUGCGGGGUGGGGUGUCGGGGUGGCCGCGGCACUGGCCCCGACCGGAACUUCCUCUGCAGGCCUGUGCUCUGCAGCACCGUCUGGGCAUAGAGAUGCCCCCGCACUCGGCGAGGGGCCCCCCAUUGGUGUCGGUGGCCCAACCCGCCCCCGCCAGCCCCCAGCCGGACAUGGACAUCGCGGCAGGACGAGGCAGGAAGACGUCCCCUGGCUGGCCCCCGGGACGGGUGGGCCUGGGGUGCGUGUCCCCGGGGGGCUUCCUGUGUCUCCUGUGUGCCGCCUCCUUCCUGCAGGGCCUGACGGUCAAUGGCUUGGUCAACAGUGCAGUCACUUCGCUGGAGCGGCGCUUCCAGCUGCCCGGUGCCCUCAGUGGCCUGAUCGCCAGUGCGUACGACGCGGCCGCCUGCCUCUGCCUCGCCUUUGUCGGCUACUUCGGGGGCCGCGGGCACCGGCCCCGCUGGCUGGGCUGCGGGCUGCUAGUCCUGGGCGCCGGCUCGCUGCUCUUCGCGCUGCCCCACUUCACAUCCGGCCCCUACGAGGCGGCCGGGGACGGCGUGGCCACGUGCCCGGCCAACCAGACGCAGUGCCCAGGUGGCACCCCCCGCCCGCUGGGCCCCCAGAUACUCUUCGUGCUGGGCCAGCUGCUGCACGGGGCGGGGGCCGCGCCCCUCUACACGCUGGGCGUCACCUACUUGGACGAGAACGUCAAGCCCAGCCACGCGCCAGUGUACAUGGCCGCCGUCUACAGCGCAGCCAUCCUUGGCCCCGCCGCAGGCUACCUGGUCGGGGGCGCCCUGCUGAACGUGUACACGGAGCUGGGCCGCAGGACGGCGCUGACCCCCGAGAGCCCGCUCUGGGUGGGUGCCUGGUGGGUCGGCUUCCUGGGCGUGGGCGCUGCCGCCUUCCUCGUGGCCAUCCCCAUCCUCGGAUUCCCACGGCAUCUGCCAGGUUCCAGGAGCCACGUGGACACGAGCACGUCAGAGACCCGAGGACUGAGAGACACUCCCGAGACCACCAGCAGCUCUGACAUCGGCAAGACCCUCAGAGACCUGCCCCUUUCCGUGUGGCUCCUCCUGAGGAACCGCCCGUUCCUGCUGCUGUGUGUGGCCAGUGCCGCCGAGGCCACGCUCAUCGCGGGCGUGUCCACCUUCGGGCCCAAGUUCCUGGAGUCCCAGUUCAGCCUAAGUGCCUCGGAGGCGGCCACCCUGUUUGGGUACCUGGUGGUGCCGGCUGGUGGCGGUGGCACCUUCCUGGGUGGCUUCCUGGCCAGCAGGUCCAAGCUACGGGGCGCCGGCCUGGCCAGACUCUGCCUGCUCUGCACGCUGACCAGUCUGCUGGCCGUGCUCGCCUUCCUGCUGCACUGCCCCGACCCGCCCAUCGCGGGUGUGACGGUCACCUACAGCGGCAGCCCCCUGCCCGACGGCCGCCUGGAGCUCAACGCGUCCUGCAACGCGGCGUGCGACUGCCGGGCCGCGCGCUACAGCCCCGUGUGCGCGCCCCGCGGCCUCACCUUCGUCUCGCCCUGCCACGCGGGCUGCGUGGGGCCCGCCGCGCCCGGCGCCGGGGGCCGGCAGGAGUACCGAGGCUGCGGCUGUGCUGCCGGCCCGACCACCAUGGGGCGAUGCGCCGCCCCCUGCCACGCCAAGGCGCCCCUCCUGCUCGCCCUGUUCGCCGUGAUCUUCUUCACGUUCGUGGGCAGCGUCCCCGCGCUCACGGCCACCCUGCGGUGCGUCCCCGAGCAGCAGAGAUCCUUCGCGCUGGGCAUCCAGUGGGUCGUGGUCAGGACCCUAGGGGCCGUCCCGGGGCCCAUCGCCUUCGGCUGGGCCAUGGAUAGGGCCUGCCUGCUCUGGCGGCCCGGCUGCGGCGGGCGCAGCUCCUGCCUGCUCUACCGGAACGCCGCUCUGAGCCGCUACCUGCUGGCCGCCGGGCUGGCCUACAAGGUCCUUGGCUUCACCCUCUUCGCCACCACCUGUUUCCUGUACAAAGCCCCGCCGGGCCCCUCCUGCAGCCUGGAGCCUGCCCAGCCCAGCCCGUCACCAGCCUCUGACAGCCCCACGGACACCCAGCCCAGAGCCCUGGCUGAUGCCACCCGCAGUGCCCGGGACCUCCACUGCUGACCCACACUGACCUGCGGCAGAGGGAGAGAGCAGGCUGCCCCCCCCCCGUGUCCUCCUCUGGGGCCAACUGGUCCCCACUGUCCACUCGGUGACUCCAGGGGUCAGCCUGAACAGGCUCGGGGAGUCAGGCCUCAGACAAGAGACUCUGGGACACAGACACGUGCCCUGAGGGGGACACAGCUCGCCACCAGCUGGCCUCUGAGGGCUGGCGCUGACCGGCAAGGGGUCAUCUGUCCCCUGGCUGUCCCCUGGCUGACUGGUAGACAGCAGUGAAAGUGCCCUGUCCUCCCUGUGCCCGCCCCCGUCUGCCCUUCCCCGGCAGGGGGCUCACACAGACCCCCGGGGCGGGGGGCGCUUGGAUCCUGCAGGCCCUGUGGGGUCUGACUCAAU
Messenger RNA from Sorex araneus (European shrew), 2618 nucleotides. RefSeq names its product solute carrier organic anion transporter family member 4A1 (gene SLCO4A1). Bases 207 to 2228 code for a protein of 673 amino acids. Lineage: Eukaryota; Metazoa; Chordata; Mammalia; Eulipotyphla; Soricidae. The record is from RefSeq and is a predicted model, not a curated record. Gene Ontology annotation, molecular function: protein binding. The transcript has 11 exons. Gene Ontology annotation, biological process: transmembrane transport; sodium-independent organic anion transport. Gene Ontology annotation, cellular component: membrane.